This is a messenger RNA of Trichechus manatus latirostris (Florida manatee), 1641 nucleotides long. It is a transcript of the gene CBX4, whose product is annotated as chromobox 4. Gene Ontology annotation, biological process: protein sumoylation; negative regulation of transcription by RNA polymerase II. The coding region runs from base 1 to 1614 and encodes 537 amino acids. NCBI's taxonomy places the organism in Eukaryota, Metazoa, Chordata, Mammalia, Sirenia, Trichechidae. The transcript is spliced from 3 exons. The record is from RefSeq and is a predicted model, not a curated record. Gene Ontology annotation, cellular component: PRC1 complex. Gene Ontology annotation, molecular function: SUMO ligase activity; SUMO binding.
AUGUCAUUCCCCACCUGGAGGCCGAGAAGCUGGCUCGCUUGUUUUACGCGGUGUCCCCCUCCCUUUUCCCUUGCAAGAUACAACACGUGGGAACCCGAGGAGAACAUCCUGGAUCCCCGGCUGCUGAUCGCCUUCCAGAACAGGGAGCGGCAGGAGCAGCUGACGGGCUAUCGGAAGAGAGGCCCGAAGCCCAAACCGCUGGUGGUGCAGGUACCUACCUUUGCCCGUCGCUCCAAUGUGCUGACCGGUCUCCAGGACUCCUCGGCUGACAACCGAGCCAAGCUGGAGCUGGGCGCACAGGGCAAGGGCCAGGCGCACCAGUACGAGCUCAACAGCAAGAAGCACCACCAGUACCAGCCUCACAGCAAGGAGCGGGCGGGCAAGCCCCCGCCGCCGGGCAAGAGCGGCAAGUACUACUACCAGCUCAACAGCAAGAAGCACCACCCCUACCAGCCAGACCCCAAGAUGUACGACCUGCAGUACCAAGGCGGCCACAAGGAGGCGCCCAGCCCCACCUGCCCGGACCUGGGCGCCAAGAGCCACCCGUCGGACAAGUGGGCCCAUGGCGCGGGGGCCAAGGGCUACCUGGGAGCGGUGAAGCCCCUGACUGGGGCGGCCGGGGCUCCAGGCAAAGGCGCCGAGAAGGGCCCCCCCAAUGGCAUGACGCCGACCCCCAAGGAAGCGGUGACAGGCAACGGGAUUGGGGGCAAGAUGAAGAUCGUCAAGAACAAGAACAAGAACGGCCGCAUUGUGAUCGUGAUGAGCAAGUACAUGGAGAACGGCAUGCAGGCGGUGAAGAUCAAGUCCGGCGAGGCAGCCGAGGGCGAGGCGCGCUCCCCCAGCCACAAGAAGCGCACGGCUGAGGAGCGUCACCCCCCGGCCGACAGGACCUUUAAAAAGGCCGCGGGCGCCGAGGAGAAGAAGGCUGAAGCGCCCUCCAAGAGGAGGGAGGAGGAGGCGCCGGGGUCCGGCGACCCGCAACCCCAGGACGCCGGCUCCCGCAAGCUCUCCCCGGCCAAGGAGGCCUUCAGCGAGCAGCCCCUGCAGCUCACCACCAAGCCCGACCUGCUGGCCUGGGACCCCGCUCGGAGCACGCACCUGCCCCCUCACCACCACCACCACCAUCACCACCACCACCACGCCGUCGGCCUCAACCUUUCCCACGCACGCAAGCGCUGCCUCUCGGAGACCCACGGCGAGCGCGAGCCCUGUAAGAAGCGCUUGACGGCGCGCAGCAUCAGCACCCCCACCUGCCUGGGGGGCAGCCCCGCCGCCGAGCGCCCCGCCGACGUGCCGCCCGCCGCCGCCCUCCCGCAGCCCGAGGUCAUCCUGCUGGACUCGGACCUAGACGAGCCCAUAGACUUGCGCUGCGUCAAGACGCGCGGCGAGGCCGGGGAACCGCCCAGCUCCCGCCAGGUGAAGCCCGAGGCGCUGGCGGCGGCAGUGGCGGUGGCCACGGUGCCGGCGACGGCGGCCGAGAAGCCUUCUGCUGAGGCCCAGGACGAGCCUGAGGAGCCGCUGACCGAAUUCAAGCCCUUCUUUGGGAAUAUAAUUAUCACUGACGUCACCGCGAACUGCCUCACCGUCACGUUCAAAGAGUACGUUACGGUGUAGCCCGGAGGGCGUCGGAAGGGGAAGCGC